Messenger RNA from Funneliformis caledonium, 537 nucleotides. Lineage: Eukaryota; Fungi; Glomeromycota; Glomeromycetes; Glomerales; Glomeraceae. The record is from the annotation of a GenBank genome assembly.
AUGCGAGAUUGUAAGCAUAACCUUUCAGAAUAUGAGUCUGAAAAAGAACGCAUCCUUCUCUCCCUUUCUGAAAUCGAUAAUAAAAUAGAGAUAACAAAAGUUGAACUCAAUAAAUGGCACGUUCAACUCGAGCUUAAUUCGAGCUCAGAUGAUGAUUCUGGUUUUGAAUGUUCUACCAAUUUUUAUGAAGGAAGGGACACAUCCAUCGAAGAUAAUAGUUCUACCAGUAGAGUUGCUGAUGUUUUAGGAUCUCAACGAAAAAUUAGUAGGAAGAGAAAGAACGCGGCACCUACUCCAGCUCGCAAACAUAAUCUUCGGAAUCUUAACCGAAUUGAUUAUAAUGUUGGUUCUUUGUCUAAAAAGCGUCGUAGAAAUAAACCUAACCUUGCGACAUUGCCUCCUCCUUCACCAAUACCCGAAAUUUCGGAUGUUUCUGGUAUGAAUUGGGAUAUUUGUGUUGAUAACGACCUUCAUAUAGAAAGAAUAUGUUUGGAGUGCCCUCUCCAUUGUAAAGGAAAGGAGAUCGCUCUCGAAUAA